CCUUUCCGCACGCGCGCACCCAACUGUUGCGCUACACGGACAAACGGCGAGGCAGAAAAACAACGCUGUGCUCGUCUGACAGCAACUUCCACAUACUCUGCGGGGAAUUAUUCUCUCCUGUUUCUGCGAUGGCUGAUGUCAUACAAAGCAACGAGCAGUCCUCAUCUGACGUCGCAAAUCGAUUCGCCCGUAAAGGUGCUUUGAGGCAGAAAAACGUCCACGAAGUGAAAAACCACAAAUUUAUCGCGAGGUUUUUCAAGCAGCCGACUUUCUGCAGUCACUGCACCGACUUUAUUUGGGGGUUUGGAAAGCAAGGAUUUCAGUGCCAAGUGUGCUGUUUUGUGGUCCAUAAACGUUGCCAUGAAUUUGUCACAUUCUCAUGCCCUGGAGCUGAUAAAGGGCCAGACACAGACGACCCUAGAAGCAAGCACAAGUUUAAGAUCCACACCUAUGGCAGUCCUACGUUCUGUGACCACUGUGGAUCUCUACUGUAUGGGCUCAUACACCAAGGGAUGAAAUGUGACUCUUGUGAUAUGAACGUCCAUAAGCAGUGUGUGAUGAAUGUGCCAAGCCUUUGUGGAACGGACCACACAGAGAGACGAGGACGUGUUUACUUGAAGAUCGAGGUGAUAGGAGACAAAAUGCAUGUCACAGUUGGGGAAGGGAAGAACCUGAUUCCAAUGGACCCUAAUGGAUUGUCUGAUCCAUAUGUAAAACUCAAGUUGAUUCCAGACCCUAAACAUGAGACGAAACAGAAAACAAAAACCAUCCGUUCUUCCCUGAAUCCGGCUUGGAACGAGUCAUUUACAUUUAAAUUGAAGCCAGCGGAUAAGGACCGUCGGCUGUCUGUGGAGGUGUGGGACUGGGACAGAACCACCCGUAAUGAUUUCAUGGGCUCAAUGUCGUUUGGUGUGUCUGAGCUCAUGAAAGCCUCAGUGUGUGGAUGGUAUAAAAUGUUAAACCAGGAGGAGGGGGAGUACUACAAUGUGCCCAUUCCAGAUGAAGAUGAUGAAGAUACCGAGCUCCGACAGAAGUUUGAGGAUCAGACUUUAGAGGACCUUGAGCAGAAAGCCAAAUUGGGUCCAACCAAAAAAAUCACCACCCUGGAUGACAGCGGGUCCACUUUACCCUCAAGCAGCUUGGAUAGUGUCAAACUCACAGACUUUAAUUUCUUGGCAGUAUUGGGAAAAGGCAGCUUUGGAAAGGUGAUGCUGGCUGAGAUGAAGUCUUCUGAUGAACUAUAUGCUAUAAAGAUCCUGAAGAAGGAUGUGGUCAUCCAGGAUGAUGAUGUUGAAUGCACCAUGGUGGAGAAGCGGGUUCUGGCUCAGCAAGACAAACCUCCAUUCCUCACCCAGCUCCACUCCUGCUUUCAGACUGUGGAUCGUCUGUAUUUUGUGAUGGAGUAUGUUAAUGGUGGUGAUCUGAUGUACCACAUCCAGCAAGUGGGCAAAUUUAAGGAGCCGCAAGCAGUGUUCUACGCUGCAGAGAUAGCUGUUGGGCUUUUGUUCUUGCACAAGAAAGGAGUCAUAUACAGGGAUCUGAAAUUAGAUAAUGUCAUGCUGGAUGCAGAGGGUCACAUUAAGAUUGCAGACUUCGGUAUGUGCAAGGAGAACAUCGUGGAGGGGGUGACCACCCGUACAUUCUGUGGAACGCCGGACUACAUUGCUCCAGAGAUAAUAGCAUAUCAGCCAUAUGGACGUUCUGUGGACUGGUGGGCUUAUGGAGUCCUGCUGUAUGAGAUGCUGGCGGGACAGCCUCCAUUUGAUGGUGAGGAUGAAGAUGAACUUUUCCAGUCUAUUAUGGAGCACAACGUCUCCUACCCUAAAGCCAUGUCCAAAGAAGCAGUUUCAAUCUGCAAAGGGCUCAUGACAAAACACCCUUCAAAGCGUCUGGGCUGCAGCCUAGAGGGGGAGAGAGAUAUUCGGGAACAUGCUUUCUUCCGUCGGAUUGACUGGGAACGUCUGGAAAAUAGAGAAAUACAGCCUCCAUUCAAACCCAAAGUGUGUGGAAAAGGGGCAGAGAACUUUGACAAGUUCUUCACGCGCACACAGCCACAGCUGACCCCUCCUGAUGAGCUGGUCAUCGCCAACAUCGACCAGGCUGAAUUUGAUGGAUUUUCCUUCAUCAACCCUCAAUUCGUCCAUCCUUCCGUCAUAAAUAGUGAAUAAAACAGGAAAAAGAUGGAAUGAAUGUGAAUCUACCUACUACCCCAAAACUCUGCCCUUGCCUUUACCCUUUUAUCUAACAAUGUUAAACCAAAACCACAGUUAGCUCCAAUCAUUCUGUCUUUUUUUUUUUUUUUUUAAAAUUUUGCAUUUCUUUUUCACAUCAUUUCAAUGUAGGCCAGUCGAAGAGUUUACCUUAAUGAUUGAAAAUAGAUCGAGAGAGGUUUUUUUGAGACAAACUCUGGUUAGGAAGGGCUGUUUACAUUACAAACCGAUUGUCUGGCUCGAUGCGGACCAGUUUUUAAAAGUCUAGGAAGCCGUUUUAUCUCAAGCCACAUCUAAAGCCCCAUAAGAGAUACAGAGUUGUGUGCUUCCUAAGAGUCUUCCCAUUCAGGAUUUCCAAGGUAAUUGCCAAAGCCAAUGGGGUUUCUGUCUUCCCCUUAGCACUACACCAAUUUAUCUAUUUACAGAAUCACUCGCUCUUUGGAGUCUCCAGUGUUUUCUCUUUGUAAGUGUCGUUAAAUGUUUUAAAUAAAAUACUAAACAUCUCUCAGUCUAAUAUUUGCACAUAUUUCAGGUAUGACUUGGCACACCAGUUCAACAACUUGUUUGCAAUUCUGUUUGUCCUGUAGUAAAAAGGUUUCAUGAGAUGUUGUGAAAGGUUUCAUGUUUCAAGUGUUUUAUUUAAUAUGCUAUGUUGUUGCAUAUAAAUGGUUUUAUUUUACUGCAAACAGAUGCAUACUUUUUACCCAUAAAAAAUGACAAAAUAAUAAAGGUAUUACCUCGUUAUCCCUUUAAUUCACCAAGUGUUUUUAAAAUAUCCUCUUUUAUCCACCAUAAUAGAAAAUAUCCUGGGAACAUGAAAAAAAAUGUUGUGAGCGUGUGUUUUUUUUUUAGUUUGUUUGAGUAAUGAGGGAUAUUAUGAGAGCGAGAAAUAUUUAAUUGUUGGCAUUUAUGUCAAGCUCAAAUUAUUUUGUUCUUAAACUCAUCGUCUGCAUAGAAGUAAAUACUGAAUAGUAAAUGCUCAUUUCUGCCGAAUUACCUUUACAUCAUUAUGGAUUUGCAUAAUUGAUUGUAAAAUGUAACACCGUUACGCCAUAUUUCUCCCCUUGCUGCUUCAACAUUUCGGUUAUAAUAAUACAUGCUAUUUAAACAGUAUAAGAACCUUUUAAAACCAACUUAAUGUGACUUCAUUGCUUUACAAUGGUGAAAUUUAGAGCGAGGGGAAAAAAAUUAUAAUAAGUUUGCAUUAAAGAGGUAGUUCACCCAAAAACACGAAAGAAGAUAUUGUGAAAAAUGUCAUCAGGCAAACAGUAGCCGGCAGCCAUUGACUUCCACUGUAUUCUUCCCAUACUAUGGAAGUCAAUGGCUACCAUCUACUGUUUGGUUACCAGCAUAAGUAAAUGAUGACAGAUUUUUCAUUUUUGGGUGAACUCUCCCUUUACUAUAAAACCGAGGUUGAAUUAUUAGCUGGUUUAAAUGUUUUUAGUAACUUUCAUAGUCCAGUUUUAUGAUUAUUGACCCUUUUAAAUAUGUAAUUUUGUAUUAACCACAUCUUUACACAGUGCUAUUAUUCAGGUAGAUAUUUGUGUAAUGGUUAUCAUUGGUGUGUACUGUUGUAAACACUGUAACAUGACAUGGAAAUGACCUUGUACUUUGCAUAACGAAAUCAUUUACAAAUGUGCUUUCGCCGUUCAAUUUUCCAACUGUACUUUGUCAAAACACCUUAGCUUUUGGCUGUAAUGUGUGACCUAAAUGGACUCCCUGGUUCUAAAGCGCUCUCAUCCUACUAUGGUCUGAUAACUUGCCUUCGCUUGCAUGCUUUGGUAUGAAAAUCCACUUGAGAAGAUUUGUGUGUAUUUAUGAAGAAUGUUUUGUUAUCAGUGGAAUAUAAAAUUGAGAUUAUAAGCUCAUUACAGCAUGGAGUAUGAACAAGGCCGAUACAUCUAAAAUAUAUUUCUCACUUAUUUAACAAUCAUUUUAAUGUCUUGAUAUCGUAGUUUGUGGUUCUGUAUGUUCUUCCCAUCUUUUCCGGCUGUUAGAAGUAAUGCGAAGUAUGUAGUAAAUUUCAGAAUUAGAUCAAAAUCACACAUGGGAUAAUUGGCUUGGUUAGAUUGUAGAUCACGGGUGUCAGUUUUCUUCUAGCACUAAUGUACUUGCCUGUUUAAUAUCUGAAAAUGUGACAUCAUACCUGUAGCUCAAUCAGCUCAAUUCUGUCUUAUUUUUUCUGUGAUUUAUUGAUUUCGACCCUGCCAUAGCAUCCCUUAUGCAAACUCCCAUCUUUAUUUUCUUGGGUCUUUCCAAAACCUUGCUUUGUAUCGGUGCCACGCUGAACCCGGCCACAAAGAUGUUUGCCAGUAUUGAAUCCAGUAUUUAGUGCAUUGAUCUCCUGUAGCCAUCCUGUUAACUGAAUGCCGUUACUGCUCUUGAGAUGGCAUCGAAGCAUCUUUUGCUCUGUGUAUCUACCCUGGCUGUUGUGAAGAAAGCUGCAUGACCAUCUUUAAAACACGGCAUGCUUUUGAGUUUCCUCUGCUGUAAGAUGAUCCAUCUGCCUUACCCUGUUCUUUCUAUUCCUGUGCUGCUGAAUUAAUGAUCGAAAUCACGAACAAAUGAAUGAAUGAACUGCUGAUAUUAUUGCUUGUUUGUUUAGCUGUCCCUUAAAGGAAAAGUUCACCCAAAAAUGUAAAUUCUGUCAUCAUGACCAUACAAAUCUACAGGUUUGGAAGGACAACCCUGACUACGUGACAGAAUGGAGUGAACUAAUCUUUUAAAUGUGCCGUAUCUGCUUUCUGUAGCCAUCUGUUGUAAUCGGUUUUAAUUCAUUCUUUAUUAUUUUUCACACCCAAAUGAUAAAAAUAAGGUGAAAUGACCCAGUUAGCGUUUCAUGUUUGUUCCAGUACUGUUAAGUUUUGUGUUUGUUGAAGAGAAGAGCAAGAACUCCUCGUUUUAUCCUAUUUUUUCAUAACUCUGUGUUCUUGAUGUGUAGAUUGAUGAGUUCAUCGCUGUGUUGUCCUUUUGCUUGGUGUGAUUUUAUUUUCAUCUGUUGAGUUUUUCAUUUAGAAGACAAAAUCAACAGAAUGCCUUACUUUGCUCUCUUUCUGUCUCUCUAAAUAGCAAAGUCCUGAAUUAAACCCAAAGCAUUAUCUCUGUUCUUACAUGCUAAUAUUGAUCCAAGACACGUAUAAUAAACCAAGUGAAAUGUUGUAUUUUGUAGCAGUGUAUGUUAGCCCUGCCUUCGUUGUCUUAACAGAUUACAUGCUUUUUCCAUGCAAUCCUUGUUGCCAUUUAUACCUAAUGUAUGAUAUUGCAAAUAAAGAAGGGAAAAUGAA
Puntigrus tetrazona (Sumatra barb) is the source of this 5494-nucleotide messenger RNA. It is a transcript of the gene prkcaa, whose product is annotated as protein kinase C, alpha, a. NCBI's taxonomy places the organism in Eukaryota, Metazoa, Chordata, Actinopteri, Cypriniformes, Cyprinidae. The transcript is spliced from 18 exons. The record is from RefSeq and is a predicted model, not a curated record. The coding region runs from base 129 to 2168 and encodes 679 amino acids. Gene Ontology annotation, biological process: protein phosphorylation. Gene Ontology annotation, molecular function: zinc ion binding; diacylglycerol-dependent serine/threonine kinase activity; ATP binding.